AUGGCCUCAGAUACAGCAGCCAUUGACCGCCUGCAGGACUCUGUCGUUGACGGGCGGACAGAGAACGGGCGCUACCGCCAGGACCAGCUCCAGCGCCUGCACAGCACCCUGCGCGAGCAGGCCAGCCAGGUAAUUGCAGCCCUCGUGGCCGCCUCCAAGUCUUGCAGCGCCGAGGCAGAUGCCGAAUUCUACCUUGGCAUGGAAGCCGUAAGGCACUUCUAUGACAGCCUGGACUUUGAGAAGGAUCUCAAGGACGAAUACAAUGUGGUGCGCGGCGAGGAUAACUUGGAGAGGAGAGUCGGCGCCGGGCUGGUGGUGAUAAGACCGACGACUCACACCCGCUUCUACUCGAUCGUGACUCCGCUGGCAGCUGCGAUCGCGGCAGGGAAUUGUAUCAUACUUGAGCUUUCCGAGACGACGUCGCAGGUGGACUCGGUGCUCCGCCAAGCACUCACAAAUGCGUUGGAUGUCAACACGUUCUACGCCAGCAAGACCACCACGGACCAGUCAGUUCUGGACGAUGCAGUGCUAGUUGAUCAGACAACCAAUGGGCCCCCGAGCACUCUCACAAACCAGCUCCUCUCCUCGUCGCAGGCUCGCUGCGUGGCUAUCGUCGACCGAAGCGCAGACAUCGACGACGCGGCGAGGGCCAUCACCACCGCCAGAUUCAGUUUCGGUGGCACGUCGCCGUACGCGCCGGACCUGGUGCUGGUCAACGAGUUUGUGAAGAGGGACUUCUUCGAGGCGUGCUCCCGCUAUGCGACCCUGUCGUUCGCCAAGGACAGCGGCGUAAACCGGGCGGGCGGCGGCCGCGACGGAGAAACGCAAAGGGCUAUCAAAGAUGCCGAGGAAAGGGAGCAAGUAUCGAGCUUCGGGUCCAACGACUUCAAGCUGGUCGAUAUCGUGGAUAAGUCGUCGCCCGUGAUGGACCUCAAGAUCACAGGCCGCUACCUGCCAAUCGCCACGUGCUCGAGUCUCACAGACGCCAUCUACAACCGGGACUUUGAGAAGCCCUUGCUGGCAGGCUACUUCUUCGCCGAGUCGGGCUCAGCCAAGUACCUGGCGCAGUUCCUCCCCUGCCAUGUGGCGCUCAUCAACCAGAUCCCCACGCACCUGCUCGUCGGGCCGGCCGCGCCCACGGCACACGCGCCAGAAUUUGAGCACCGAUACAGCCGCGACAUGUUCUCGGUGGCCCGCCCGCAGUUUGUGAGGAAGCCGGCGGCAGCCCUCCACAAGGCAGACGAGCUGCUCUCGGGCGGGCCAAACAAGGGCGGCGUGACGGCGGCGGCGCUGCGCGAGGCGGCGACCAAGCCUCUGGCGCCGGUCAAGCAGUCGAGCAACAAGGGCGUUGGGUUCUUCGAGCAGGGUCUCCUGACGGGAGCGGCACUUUACUUGUCUGUGAUUCUGCCCGUGGUCGGUUACUCAACCUACUUCCUAGUGAGGAAAGGCGUCGAAUUCGCGCUCAAGCUCAGGCGCUGA
This is a messenger RNA of Diaporthe batatas, 1479 nucleotides long. RefSeq lists its product as uncharacterized. The transcript is spliced from 3 exons. The coding region runs from base 1 to 1479 and encodes 492 amino acids. Gene Ontology annotation, molecular function: oxidoreductase activity, acting on the aldehyde or oxo group of donors, NAD or NADP as acceptor. Lineage: Eukaryota; Fungi; Ascomycota; Sordariomycetes; Diaporthales; Diaporthaceae. The record is from RefSeq and is a predicted model, not a curated record.